AUGCUAGAGGACGUCCACAAGGUGGGCGAUGAGAGAAUCGGUGAGAAUGUGGAGGUCGGGGAAAUGGUAAUGCAGGUAGAGGAGCAGUGCAGCCAGGCAAGGAGGUUGUCUGCCAAGAUGACAAGGCUCGGUGUUAUCCCUUUCCGGGCUAGAGCGAGGCGGAGUCUUCGGUUUGCCUUGGGAUUUGAUGCAGUUUGUGAUGUACUUGAUGCCCACAUCCAUGUUUCUAGCCCAGCUGGAGAGUCAUUCAUAGUCACCCAUGCUAGGAAACUGGUGGGGCAGGGAUAUUUGGCAUUAUUGGCUCAUGUUCGAGAUGUUGAUGUUGAAUAUCCCUCUAUUGAGUCUAUUCAUGUAGUGUCUGAAUUUAGGGAAGUGUUUCCUACCGAUUUGUUUGGUAUGCCUUCGGAUAGAGAUAUAGAUUUCUGCAUUGAUUUGGAACCGGGCACUUGCCCCAUCUCCAUUCCUCCCUAUCGCAUGGCUCCAGCAGAAUUGAGAGAGCUUAAGAUUGAUGACCUCUUUGACCAGUUGCAAGGUGCAUUGGUUUUCUCUACGAUUGAUCUAAGGUCUGUUUACCAUCAGUUAAAGAUUAGGCUUGAGGAUCCACCAAAAAUGGCAUUUAAGAACCGCUAUGGGCACUAUGAAGUUCGAGAGUUUUGUGGGGCUCGCCAGCUACUAUCGUUGGUUUGUGAAGAAUUUUGCUUCCAUCGCCACACAUUUGACAAGGCUGACAAAAAUGAGGUACCUUUCGAGUGGAAUGACAAAUGUGAAGAGAGAAUUCAAAAGCUCAAGACUCUUUUAGACCAGAACACCUAUUUUGGCACUGCCUGUGAAAGCAAUGAUAUGGCACCGUUUGAGGCCCUUUAUUGGAGGGGAUGUAGAUCACCAAUAGGAUGGUUUAAGGCUGGAGAUGUGAAACUUUUGGUGGUUGAUUUGGUGAAGGAUGCUCAGGAUAAGGUAAGAAGAAUCGAAGCUAAGCUUCUAGCAGCCCAGAGUCAACAGAAGAAGUGUGUAGACCAUAAGGUAAGAGACAUGGCAUUUCAGGCCGGUGAACAAGUUUUUCUUAAACUGUCACCCGUAAAAGGGGUGAUGAGAUUCAGCAAGAAGGUUAAGAAUAGUCCUCGAUACAUUGGACUAUUUGAGAUUCUUGACUCUAUAGGGCCAGUGGCUUAUAGGUUAGCCUUACCUCCUAGCUUAUCUGGAUUUCAUCUAGUGUUUCAUAUGUCCAUGUUGAAGAAGUGUCAUAGGGAAGGGGAUUAUAUCAUAAAAUGA
Solanum stenotomum is the source of this 1269-nucleotide messenger RNA. RefSeq lists its product as uncharacterized. The coding region runs from base 1 to 1269 and encodes 422 amino acids. Lineage: Eukaryota; Viridiplantae; Streptophyta; Magnoliopsida; Solanales; Solanaceae. The record is from RefSeq and is a predicted model, not a curated record. The transcript is spliced from 6 exons.